Messenger RNA from Rubroshorea leprosula, 1143 nucleotides. Lineage: Eukaryota; Viridiplantae; Streptophyta; Magnoliopsida; Malvales; Dipterocarpaceae. The record is from the annotation of a GenBank genome assembly.
CCCUCAUGUUCUCUCUUAUAAAGUGAUUAAUCCUCAUAAAAAAUCAGAAGUUUUAUAGAAUUUGUGUUAAUCUCAACCGAACUCUUGAAUUUAAAUUACUUUGCACAACCUAUUCCCAGGGUAGCUAAAGCAUCAACAUAGAAUCAUAGAUACCAUGCGCUAUACUUUUUAUUAGACCAUAAAGUGCAGUGUCAAUAUUGGAGAUAUCCUAAUCUCCUAAUAUGCCUUGCAACAUGUUAUGCUAGGGGUUUCUAGAUGGAGGUUUCUAAAGUCUUUUGCUGAGUUCUUUUCUUGAUUUGUUAACAUGUAGAUUUAAAGUUGAUUUCAUCUAAUUAUUUGGAUUAUUAUCAGAAAAUUGUUUCUCAAUAUUCUAGAGUUCAUGGUAAGAAACUUUUCAACUAGUAAUGAGACCAUUGAUGAGAGACAAGACAGGACCGUAUAAUCUAGCUGUGUGUUUUGUACUCAUGAACAUUCUCAAUUUUUUUGUCUUGAAGAUUAAUGAUUUACACCUGUAAACUAGUUAUAUGAAAAGGAUUGAUUAUCUAAACUAGGUGAUCCAAUCCACACAAAUAAAAAAACAUGGUUGUCAACUUCCACCAUAUGAAAGCGAGAAAAAAGGGGGAAGGUGUUUGUUGAGGUUGGCACAAAUACUUGUAGGUCAUUCUGUGUCCAUUUUUAACAACUCUGAUGAUUUUUGCUGAUUUCUGUAUAUACUGUAUGCAGAGUCUAGCGCUUUACAGGCAAAAAUUGGAUGAUAUGCUUCAGUGAAUUUUGAGAAGGGCAGAGGACUACCACUACCCUUAAUUCUUCAUCUUGGAUGGAUCUUUGCAUAUGUUACAAAACAAUUGAAGCAGGUGAGUACUACAAGAGUUCAUGGAUUCUUUUUGUGCAAUGUUGUGGAUGCACAACCACAGCGACAAGUUUUUUGUGUCACAGAGUCGUAUACCUUCUUAUUUUUCGACAUGUAUACUACAUACAAGAGAAGGUUUUUGUUUUCCCCUUUCUUAAUAAACGGACAACAAAUUGUGAAGAAAAAGACCCACAAUGUACAUUUUAGCAUUGCAAGUCUGUUAAAGGCAUCAUGAGGACAUUGCAUUGUUGCUGUGACUUCUUAAAAUGGGAUAAUAUAUGUGACCAAUUCAU